This is a messenger RNA of Cladophialophora immunda, 2614 nucleotides long. RefSeq lists its product as uncharacterized. The record is from RefSeq and is a predicted model, not a curated record. The transcript is spliced from 3 exons. NCBI's taxonomy places the organism in Eukaryota, Fungi, Ascomycota, Eurotiomycetes, Chaetothyriales, Herpotrichiellaceae. The coding region runs from base 19 to 2502 and encodes 827 amino acids.
CCACAGGUUAGAAAUGCGAUGCUCGGUCCAGAAGAUCCCGUUUACGAUCCACUGCCGUCCGCUACCUCUGUCAGAGUCCUCUACCUAGCUCCCGGUAAGCCUGACGAUGAGGUGUUCUGUUUUCUUUUCCCUUGUGAUCUAGACAAGGACCAUGCUAGAGACACCACAGUCCCGCGGCCCUUUGAAAACCUCUGCAUUGCUCAAGCACAGUCUUCCGCCGCGGACCAUCCACUUCAAUUUCUCCUGCCGCUGGAUUCCUAUAUUGACGAAAGUGCCGAGGAUGACGAGACCUCGAGGACAGCAUCUGCAAGACUAGGGGCUCCAUCUCGCGCCGAACCCCGACAGGAUCAGCGUGGUGAAACACAGGAUGUAGCUGGCGAUGGUGGGAGUAGAGAUGAUUUUACAUCUAUAGGUGGGACACCUGCAAAUGUCGCCGAGAAGAACGGAAUGCCUCGUGAGCAGGCAGCUUCGACAGACGAUCCUAGCUACGAUUCCGUGAGCCGACCCCAUGAAGAACCCAGCGACGACGUAUGGGAUUUGAUGCAGUUGAUGAGGCUACAUCAAGCUGGAGGUGCUCUCAAUGACCACGUUCAUCGACAUCCUUUUCAAAGGUUCUCCGCAUUGUCCUAUGUUUGGGGAAGUAUCGACAACCCGGCGUACAUUAUCAUGAAUGGUAAUACAAAGUUUUGGAUCACCCAAAACCUCUUUCGCGCUCUGAAAUCGCUUCGCCGCCCAGACGUGGCUCAGUCGCUGUGGGUAGAUGCCAUCUGCAUGAAUCAGCAAGACGCCGAGGAGAAGAAGUUGCAAAUCGCCCUGAUGAGAAGAGUCUACCAGCAGGCAGAGAAGGUCAUUGCAUUCGUUCCGCAAACGCCCGAUGACACGCAAAGCCUGAAUGAUCUCGUAGUCAAGAUCCUCAAUGCCGGCCGAAAAUGUCAGGAACUCAUCGAUUCAGGCGUGAUCAUGGACCAAAAUGAACUGCUUGAGAGCACGGAAGCUGCGAACGCGGAGUCACCGGGAGAGGCUCCGUCAAGUCCGUCGAAGAGAGAGAUCAAUAUCAAGCAGCUCCCCUUGAAACCUACGGGCACAUGUAUCGAGGACUAUGACCUGCCUCCUGAGGAUGACCCUGCUUGGAUCGCGUGGAGGAAGUUCUUCGCCUCACCCUACUUUCGACGGAUCUGGAUCCUCCAAGAAUAUGCCAUGGCACGAUCCGUCGACUAUCGCUUCGGUGACGGUCAGGCGCCGUCGAGUUUGAUGCUACUCGCGAUGUACUAUGUGAGAUACAUGAGUAGGCUACUCAACGCUCAUUAUCUAGGUCGCGGCGAGAACUCAGAGCUAACCCGCGCUGCCCUGCUGGGCUGGAAGGGGCUGGAAGGAAUGACAAUCGAGCGAGUAUCCAUUCAAGAUGGCGAUGAGGCGGAGAAGCUGAUCCACAAAAUCCACUCGGCCAUGUCGUUCGAUGCCACUGAUCCGAGGGACAAGAUAUAUGCACUUCUUGGGCUGGUAUCUGAUGCAGGGGCAUUCAUGGACUUGGUAACGUACGAGCAGGAUCAAACGUACGCAAAGGUCUACAGAAGCUUCGCUCGAGCUUUUAUUGAAAACGGCCACUGCGUAAACAUUCUGCGUAUGGCUUGUCUGAUGCCCUGGAACCCGGAGCUGCCAACGUGGAUACCGGAUUGGUCUGCGUCUACCGCGUCCAUGACUUCAGCGAUAUCCUCAGAUCACCGGUUUCGCGCCGGCGGCGAGAGCGAACUCCACGCCACUAUUAACCAAGACCAACUCAUCCUUGCUGGCACCACAUUCGACACGAUCGAGUUCGUAGCAGACGCCUUUGUGCCGUUCAGCGGGAAUUCUCCGCUGAGCGCCGGCGCCCUCCGUCUGCAGGACUUCUUCGAAACCUUCGCCAUCAGCACAGGCCAAGUGUGCAACCACGUGAAUCCACAAGACUCUGCCCCAACCAUGGCACAAAUGUUGUCCGCAAUCUCGAUGCAGCCCAAACCCUUCCUCCUGUCGCAACCCGACCAUGAACCCGGCACCGGCACCGGCACCGACACCGGCGCCCUCAAGGACCUGGCCCUGUGCCAGAUGCUUCUGGUGCGGCUGAUGCACUAUCUGGAGAUCGAAGACCACGCCAACCACAAGGUCGUUUUCACCGCGUUUCCCGAGAAGGACCGGGAUUUCAUCCAGCUCGUCGCAGAGAACACGGUCUCGCGGCGCUUCUGUGUCACGAAAGCGGGCAAGAGAGUCGGUCUUGUGCCUGAACGAGCGCAGGUCGGUGAUCACGUCGCAGUGGUCUUCGGGAUGCCGGUGCCAUUGGUGCUGAGGAAGGUGGUUGGACGAGACGGCGGAGGCGAACCGGCAGAGGCAGAGGAAGAGCACGAGCAGCAGCAGCAGCAGGCGGAGUACAGACUCGUUGGAGAUGCGUACGUCACAGGUGUGAUGCAGGGCGAGAUGCUCGUAGAAGGCAACGUCACUAAUACGGGGCAACGUAUGGUGCUGGUAUAAGGUGAUGCAAUUGUAGGUAUGUGCAGAAGGAAGACAGACAGAGAGACAGAGAGAGAUCCAGGAUCCAAAUUAACGAUCAGUACAGACAUUUUGACACCGGAGGCGAGUAUCC